UUUACUGUCGCAUGCGAUAGUCUCCGUAAAUCUCCGUGUCCCAUAAUAGUGGGAGAGUUCAUGUAAAAUUCUAAACGUUUCAUUUGUAAUUGCAAAUAAACUUGAGUAAUGGGUCAGUGGUAUACAAGCCACACAUGCAGUAUUUUAUCUUCAGUUAUAGUUUUGUUUCUUUUGCGAUGUUUUUCGGAAAAUUGUCUGUUUAACUGUGUCAUUAAUUGCGAAAUAAUUUGCAACACUUUUAUCCUAUAUAUUUGGUAUCUGUUUGGUUAUUUUCCGAUAGUUUGACUAAAAGUCGAUUUAUUGACGAUAGUAUUAUCGCGUGAAACUUGGUCAUAACAGCCGUCGAAUAAAAGGGGGUAAGGGUCGUCGUCUGCAGUACGCAUAAGAAUGUACUGGUGAAUUCCAGAAUAUUAAUAUCUUGCGACCCAGUAUUGCAAUAAUUCUCUCCUGUGUGCUGUCUUACAUGUACAUCAGUACUUCUACAGAAAAUGCGUACAUUUGAUUUUGAAUUUGUUUCUUCUUUAGGCUAUGGAAACACUACGCCGCAAACGACUACUGGCAAAGUACUUGCUGUUCUCUACGGCUUUUUCGGUUGUUCCGGUAGCAAUUAUUAUUACCAAUUGUUACAGAGAAAUGUUAUUACGGUCAACUUAAUACAUUUUAAUCUUCCCCGUGGCACAGGUGGAAUUUUAUUCUUCAAUUUAUUUCUGGAAAGAAUCAUCACGUUUCUCGCUUGGAUUCUGCGCAAUGUGCAUGCACGCCAUUUGAAAAGACGCGUCCGGAAAAAUUCCUUGAGUACAAGUCGUUCAUUCAAAUCGACAGCAGAAGAAAAGCCUACUUUGCCCGAUAUACUUGACGAUGAUGAUGGCAGCUUGAAUAUGGAAGAAUGGAAACCAAGUGUAUACUUGGUUAUGCUUUUUCUUUCAAUCGUAUGUUGUAUUAUAGCUUGUUGCGCUGCCACCGUUUAUGCUCCCCUCGAGGGUUGGAAGUACGUGGACGCGCUUUACUUUUGUUUUAUUAGCUUUACGACUAUCGGUUUUGGGGAUUUCGUUAGUACCGAAAAAUCACAUUACCCAUACGUUUAUUGGUAUCGUAUCGCUAAUUUCUUAUUCCUGCUGAUCGGCUGCUGCUGCACGUAUUCCCUAUUAAACGUAACAUCGAUUAUAAUAAAGCAGGGAUUAAAUUACGUAAUACGUAAGAUACAAUGCAGAAAUCAAGAAAUGGCUGCGUCGCAUUUACCGAGAAGGAAGUCCUACAUGUCUACAGUAUAUUUUUCCAAAAGAAGAGGAACCAGAGUAGCUGCGAGGGAUUCCUUUAAGGGAGAUGAUUCAGAUACAUCUAGAAGGAUGUCUGGAGAAUUGAUUUCUAUGAAGGAUUUUUUCUCAGCUAACAAUGUUUCUUUAAUUGUCAUGCAAAAACAAUUGCAUGAAAUGGCUCAGUCGCAGAAAGGAAGUUCAAUUGCGACAACAUCUAAUGCGGCUCAUAAGCCCGAUGCCGUUGGGCCUUUAGCUAUUGUCAGCGAAAAAUUUCAAAGCAAAGUUUCCAGGAAUAGAUAAAACAGGCUUUGAA
Messenger RNA from Megachile rotundata (alfalfa leafcutting bee), 1569 nucleotides. Its product is annotated as potassium channel subfamily K member 13-like. The record is from RefSeq and is a predicted model, not a curated record. Gene Ontology annotation, molecular function: outward rectifier potassium channel activity; potassium ion leak channel activity. Gene Ontology annotation, cellular component: plasma membrane. Gene Ontology annotation, biological process: stabilization of membrane potential; potassium ion transmembrane transport. Lineage: Eukaryota; Metazoa; Arthropoda; Insecta; Hymenoptera; Megachilidae.